ACUGGGAAAAACAAUGACUCAGAGUGAUUUGCAAAUCAGAGACACACUAAUGAACAAUUAACACACCUUGCAAUUAUAUGGGUGGCUAUAAAAGCAUGCGCAAUGGAUGAAGAAAAUUGUUUUAACAAUGGCUGUGUUAGCGUUGUUAGAGGACAUCGCAAAUGGUCACAUCCGAAGGGAACGUAUAUUUAGGGAACGCGAGGACUUACUCGCAAAUGAUGACGAUUGGCUCAUGAGCCGAUUUCGUUUCCCCAGGCCAGUAUUACUGGAGCUGUGCGCAGAGCUGCGGCCGGCCCUAGAGCGCCACACAGCCAGGAGCCAGGGGUUGUCCGUGCCCACACAGGUGCUGACCACGCUGGGGUUCCUGGCAACAGGGGCCUUCCAGCGGGAGCUGGCCGAUCGGUCAGGAGUGUGCCAGUCCACCCUGAGCCGAGCCAUGCCAGCUGUGUGGGACGGAAUCAUCCGAAUGUCAUCCAGGUACAUCAAAUUCCCAUACAAUGCUGUUGAACAGGCCCACAUUAAAGCGCAAUUUGCAGCAACAGCCGGUUUCCCUAAUGUAAUCGGAGCUGUUGACUGCACACAUAUUGCCAUAAAAGCGCCAUCACAGGAUGAAUUUGUUUACGUUAACAGGAAACACUUUCAUUCUAUCAAUGUCCAAGUGAUAUGUGAUGCGCAAAUGCAGCUCCUUAACAUCGUGGCAAGGUGGCCUGGUUCAACGCACGAUUCAUUCAUUCUGACCAACAGCAUGGUUGGGAACAGGCUGGAGGCUGGCACUGUGCGCGAUGGGUGGCUUCUGGGGGACCGUGGCUACCCCCUAAGAACGUGGCUGAUGACCCCUCUUACGAACCCCAACACCGACCAAGAGAGGAGGUAUAAUGACCUCCAUUCCCGGACGCGAAUAAUUGUGGAGAGGGCAAUCAGCCUGCUGAAGGGACGGUGGCGAUGCCUGGACAGGUCGGGGGGGAUGCUACUCUACAGACCUGAGAAGGUGUGCCACAUUGUGAUGGCCUGUGGCGUCCUCCACAAUGUGGCACACCGCCAUGGCAUACCACUGCCAGAGCAGCACAACCCCCCACUGGAGGAACCGGAUGCCGGACCCGUCAACUGCAACCCACCCCGAGGAGCCAUACGGGCCCGGCAGAAUGUGAUUUCAAGCAUGUAAAGAGGCAAGGACAGAAUUGACUGUGUAUUUAUUGUAUUUAUUGACGCGCUUAUGUCACCGAGUACAUUUAUAAGCCGAUCAAGGCGAUCAUUAAUGCCACCGAUGGCUCUGACUAUUUCUGCCUGUGACU
Gadus macrocephalus (Pacific cod) is the source of this 1292-nucleotide messenger RNA. Its product is annotated as putative nuclease HARBI1. The coding region runs from base 107 to 1162 and encodes 351 amino acids. Lineage: Eukaryota; Metazoa; Chordata; Actinopteri; Gadiformes; Gadidae. The record is from RefSeq and is a predicted model, not a curated record. The transcript has 2 exons.